Molecule: messenger RNA, 2683 nt
Organism: Otolemur garnettii (small-eared galago)
Lineage: Eukaryota; Metazoa; Chordata; Mammalia; Primates; Galagidae
Product: cytochrome P450 2C21-like
Exons: 9
Coding region: 824-2293 (489 amino acids)
Biological process (GO): xenobiotic metabolic process
Cellular component (GO): cytoplasm; intracellular membrane-bounded organelle
Molecular function (GO): iron ion binding; oxidoreductase activity, acting on paired donors, with incorporation or reduction of molecular oxygen, reduced flavin or flavoprotein as one donor, and incorporation of one atom of oxygen; heme binding
Source: RefSeq, a predicted model, not a curated record
AGUUUUGUUCAUAUUUGUUAAAUUUUAGACAUUUUCACAUAUUUGUAGUAAAUGCUGGGUUACUUCCUCACCCAAGUGAGAAGUGGCAGAGAAGGUACUGACUACUUACUAGUCCCUUAUUGGGAAUGGAUGUGCAAUGAAGGGAAUGGAUGUGCAAUGAAGGGAAUGGAUGAGCAAUGAAGGGAAUGGGUAACAUACAGCCAGUGGAGUUUUUUUCAGUUGUGUGUGAGCAAUUUCUUUUCUUGACUUGGUGGAUUUCUGCCUACUAUUUGUUUAGACUUCAUAUCCAUUGGGAGUGUUUUUAUUUCUGCCUUAAAGAAUGGGUCUCUGGCAAGAAAAUUGGUAUAGUUCUACUAUUGUCUAAGAUAGGAAAGGCUUUCUAUAAUACCUCUGAUUAUGGCCUUUUCCCUGACAUCUUUUGGGGAUGGGCACUAAGAAAGAGAGGGCUUCUUUGUUUUGCUCAUAUGAUGAUAGAUUUUGACUCAUGACAUAUUCCUUUUAAUCACUUGUGAUCAUGACCCCCAUCUAAUUAGCCCUUUGCUAUUCUGACAGUUUUUACUAUUAUUAUUCAAACACUAAGACUACUAUCUCUAAAGAAGUGUGAGUUGUUUUUUAGUUGAAAUAUCCACAGAAACAUAGGAAUCAGUCAAUACUAAAUUGACUAUUUUGUUCUUAUUUCUAUCAGCAGGCCAAAGGGUACCAAAGAUAAAAAUUGCUUAUUCAAAUUUCAAAGUCUCAAUUCGUAUUUAGAGAUAAGCUUGCACCUGUGUUUAUAAAACCUUUGGAUUCCUUGCUUUCAAUUGCAUUUACACAAAGCCCAUCAAUGGAUCUCUUCAUUGUCCUGGUGAUUUGUCUCUCUUGUUUGAUUCUUUUUUCUCUGUGGAAUGCAAGCUAUGGCAAAGGAAAACUGCCACCUGGCCCCAUUCCUCUCCCAAUUGUUGGAAAUAUUCUACAGUUAAAUACGAAGAACAUCAGCAAAUCCUUAAGCAUGCUAGGAAAAGAUUAUGGCCCUGUGUUCACUGUGUAUUUUGGGAUGAAGCCCACCGUGGUUUUGUAUGGAUACAAAGCUGUGAAGGAAGCCCUGAUUGAUCGGGGAGAAGAAUUUUCUGACAGAGGAAGUUUUCCAGUGUUAGAAAAAAUUACCCAAGGAUUAGGCAUUGUUUUCAGCAAUGGAAAAAAGUGGAAGCACACCCGGUGUUUCUCCCUCAUGGUUUUGCGGAAUAUGGGGAUGGGGAAGAAAACUAUUGAAGACCGAAUUCAAGAGGAAGCCUUGUAUCUGGUGGAACUGUUAAGAAAAACCAAUGCAUCUCCCUGUGAUCCCACUUCCAUUCUGUCCUGUGUUCCCUGCAAUGUGAUCUGCUUUGUCAUUUUCCAGACUCGUUUUGACCAUAGUGAUCAGAAAUUUCAAAACUUUAUUAAAUAUUUUCAUGAAAACUGUGAAAUUCUAAGCACCCCUUGGAUACAGCUAUACAAUGCUUUCCCUCUAUUACAUUAUCUCCCAGGAUGUCAUAAAGAUUUCUUUAAAAACUUUGCUCACCAGAAAGAGUUUAUUUUGGGGAAAAUAAAAGAGCAUCAAGAAACUCUGGACAUUAAUAACCCCCGGGACUUUAUUGAUUACUUCCUGAUUAAAAUGGAGAAGGAAAAGCAUAAUAAAGAGUCUGAAUUUACCAUGGAGAACUUGGUCAUUACGAUAUUGGAUCUGUUUGGUGCAGGAACAGACACAAUGAGCACCACAAUGAGAUACGGCCUCUUGCUCCUGCUUAAGCACCCUGAGAUCGCAGCUAAAGUCCAGAAAGAGAUUCACCAUGUGAUUGGCAGACAUCGGAGCCCUUGCAUGCAGGACAGGAGCUGCAUGCCCUACACGGAUGCCGUGGUGCAUGAGAUCCAGAGAUACAUUGACCUUAUCCCCACCAUCUUGCCACAUGCGGUGACCCAGGACAUGCAGUUUAGAGAGUUCUUAAUUCCAAAGGGCACAAACAUAUUAAUACAUCUGUCUUCUGUCCUGCAUGAUGAGAAAGAGUUUCCCAACCCAGAGCGGUUUGACCCUGGCCACUUUCUGGAUGAAAGUGGCAACUUUAAGAAGAGUGACUACUUCAUGCCUUUUUCAGCAGGAAAAAGAAUUUGUGCUGGAGAGAGUCUGGCCCGCAUGGAGCUGUUUUUAAUCCUGACCAGCAUUUUACAGAAUUUUACCUUGAAACCUCUGGUUGAUCCAAAGGACAUUGACGUCACCCCAAUUUCCAAUGGGUUAAGCUCUAUACCCCCCUUCUAUGAGCUCUGUUUCAUUCCUGUCUGAAGUGCAGGCUACCAGACUUCAGUGCAAGACUGUCCACCUGCAUCUGAACAAACCUGUUUCCUGACCUAUGUAUCAACCAUGACUUACCCUUUUCUUAACGGAAGGAAUGUUAUCUGUGAGCCUUGCCUCUUCUAAUUUUUGCUAUCCUUCAAGAUCUGGUUCAAAUUUGCAUGAUGGAAUGUUCAGUGUUUUGUAAUUCAGUGUACACUAUAAACUACAUCCUAUUUGCAGUGUAUACCAAAUGGAAAGCACACUAACCAUGUUAUAUUUUGCUUUCCUACAAAUUGAAUCAGAAAUUUUCCUGAGAUUUUUAAAAUGUUGAAAAUACAAUAAGUAGGUGGCACCCAUAGCUCAGUUGGCAGGGCACCCACUGGCCACAUACACCUAGAG